AUGGAAACGUUUCUAAUUUUAGUUUUAUUUGUUUUCAUUAACGGAAUAGCUGGUAGUGAUUACUGCGAUAAGACACUCUGUCCAUCGGGAACACAUAUUGCAUGCGGACAUAAUGGUGACUUUUCUUCAAAGUGUCCCAAAGAUGCCGCCUUGAUAAAUUUCUCCACGCCGCUAAUUUCCACCAUCGUCAAUGGAUUUAAUGCGAAACGAAAUUUUAUAGCCGGAGGUGGUCAUCACAACCACAAACCUGCCUGUCGUAUGGCCACAAUGCAAUGGGAUCGAGAAUUAGCCAAUUUAGCCGAACUAAAUGUACGGCAAUGUGAAAUGAAAAAGGACGCAUGUCAUAAUACAAAAGCAUAUUCCAACUCAGGACAAAAUUUAGCCUGGAUGACGUAUCAAAAGAUAAAGAAACCAAAUUAUGAAAAACUAAUUGAAAAUUCUCUACAAAUGUGGUACGAUGAAGUGAAUCAGUGUAAAAUGGAAUUUAUUAAGAAAUAUCCACAACAACAUACCGGAGCUGUAAUUGAACAUUUCACAGCCAUGGUAGGUGAUCGUAACAAUCGAGUAGGUUGUGCGGCCUCCACAUACUCAGUGUCUAAUGAAGACUACAAUGUAUUUCUAAUGGCAUGUAAUUUUGCCUACACGAAUGUUAUUGGCCAACCUGUCUACCAAGAUUGUCCCAAAUCUACACUGGAAUGUAAUACAGGAAGAAAUUCAAAAUAUCCCCAUUUGUGUUCAGAAUCUGAAGAAUUUAGUGUAAAAUAA
Messenger RNA from Musca vetustissima, 765 nucleotides. Its product is annotated as antigen 5 like allergen Cul n 1-like. The transcript is spliced from 3 exons. The record is from RefSeq and is a predicted model, not a curated record. NCBI's taxonomy places the organism in Eukaryota, Metazoa, Arthropoda, Insecta, Diptera, Muscidae. Bases 1 to 765 code for a protein of 254 amino acids.